AUGAUUUUACCACAAAUAAAACAUCAAAUACCAUUUAUUUGUUUUUCAUUCAUUGGUUUCAUAUUAAAUUUUAUUUCAUUAUUUGUAUUCUUAUUUGGUGGUGAUUUAAUUAUUCGUUCACGAAUUCAUCAAUCCAAACAACAUGAUAAAAUUCUAUUAGAUAAUGAAUAUUCCAAUAUAUCUAAAUGUACAAUUAUACAAUCAACAAGAUCACGACAUCGUAAACGUACACAAAGUUCAUUUAUGAUUAGUUUAAUAUUUUUAUGUGGAUGUGAAGUGAUUUUUAAUUUAGGUGCAUUUAUAUUUAAAUUAAUUCAAGUAUUAUCAUCAUAUUUUAUUCAUCAAAUUCCAAUGGAUAAAUCAAAUCAUAUACCACCUGAUAUGACUUUAAUUAUAUUACCAGUUAUACAAAAUAUUUUAAUGUUUAUUGCUGAAGUAGGUCUUUUUUCUCGUAAUUGGUGUGUAUGUUUAAUUACAGCAGCUCGAGCUGAAGUAGUUAUUUGGCCAAUUGGUUCACGUCCAUGGCAAAGAAUUUUAAGAAAUCCACGAAAAUUUAUUCAAAUAUUUAUUCUAUUAUUAUUUAUAUCAAUUAUAAUAGCUGGUUUAAAACAUACAGAUUAUAUUUCAUUAUUAUGUUACGAUCCAAUUAACCAUCAAUAUGGGAUGUGGUCACAAGAAUAUAUGUUUACACAUAAAUCAUUCUCACUUUAUAUGAGUUUUAUUGUUUUACCAUAUCGUGCAGUAAUUACUUGGAUUCUUAUCAUAUUAUUUACAAUCAUGAUUAUUAUUAGAUUACGUCCAUGGAGAAAAGAAUCAUCAUUAUUACAAAUAUCUCAAUCGAAAUCAUUAGAUGAUAUACCAAUGACAAAUGAAAAUCCACAACAUGAUGCUAUACGUAAACGUCAAAAAGGUCAAAUGAAAGCGACACGUGUUGUAUUAAUGGUUGCUUUAGCAUUUGGUUUAUUAGAAUGUAUGAAUUUUAUGAUAUCAUUAUGUCAAACAUUUAAUUUACUUGAUAAUAAUCAUUUAAGUCGUUUACUUGAAACAAUUGGCAAUACAUUAAUCACUAUUGAUUCAAUAUGUAAUUUCUUUGUAUUUAUUUCAUUAAUGUCUUAUUUUCGUAUAAUAUUUUUACAAAUAUUCUGUUGUAAAACAUUCAAUAAUCAACAAAAUAUUCCAACCAAUAGUACUUCAUAUACUUCGGUAAAUCAUUCAAUAACUGGGUCAUAGUUAUCCUAUGGAGAAAUUAAAUACAAAGGUGUAAUGUUUUUUUAAAAAAAUAUUUUUAUUCUUACUAAAAGAGAAAACGAAAAGAGAAACAGAAAAAGAAAACGGAAAAAAGAAAUAAUCGUAAAGGAAAAAGAAGUUUGUAAAUAUUAUUGUUUUAAUCAAUUGAAUUGAUUAUAUAAACCUAUCCGUGUGUAUCUUUGUUAUAUUUUCUUUUCUUUUAUAAAUACUACUUAUUAGUCUUAUAACCUAUUCAGGUGUGUUUCUGAAAAGCUUACGUAAUUUCGCUAUACAAGUUGCAAACGAGCUCAAUCAGAGGUAUCAUGGUUGCUGGCUAUAUUCAUUAAAACGAAUGAACAUUGUUCGGAUGUCAACUUCUGUAAUGAUAUAAUAUCUAACUGGCGAUCACUCAAUAUUUAUGGUCAAUAUCGACUAAAAAAAUAUAAGAAAAGGAAACCUGUUGAAAUACUAUGUGCAGAGAAUUCUAUAUUAUACCAAAAAUAUAAUAUUGAAUAAAGUCAAUAAUAAUAACAAUAAUACUACUAAUAAUUAUUAUUAGCUUGUAAUGGACCAAAAAAAUGAAUCACCCUCAACUAUUUAAACUUUAAUGUGAUUGAUUAAGUUUCGUCCAGUAAUUUGUUUCACUCAUCAGGCCUAAGUAAAUGAAUAAAUUUUUAUUUCCUUCUCAAAAGAGGAAAUGUAAUUAUUUUAAUUAUAUUUAAUAUAAAUUGAAUUGAUUGUAUUCAUUUUGACAAUUGUGUGUGUAUUGUAUCUUCGAAUUAAUUUUUGUAAAAUAUGAAUGAACUUCAUUGUCUCUAUGUACAAUUCAUCAGGUAUAGUUCCUUUUAUUUGUUUAUCUGUUUGUAAAAUAAGUAGUAUGUGAUGUUGCUCUUUUAUUUUAAAAUAGAAGUUUUACUAAUUACAGUUAAACAUUCCAUUUCUUUAUAGUCAAUUCAUAAAGUGUC
Molecule: messenger RNA, 2192 nt
Organism: Schistosoma guineensis
Lineage: Eukaryota; Metazoa; Platyhelminthes; Trematoda; Strigeidida; Schistosomatidae
Source: the annotation of a GenBank genome assembly